Messenger RNA from Schistosoma mattheei, 4835 nucleotides. Lineage: Eukaryota; Metazoa; Platyhelminthes; Trematoda; Strigeidida; Schistosomatidae. The record is from the annotation of a GenBank genome assembly.
AAGGUUGAGCGCUCAUAGUCCAGUUUCGUUUUCACCAGUAACUGAAGAUGGGUUCGUUGUUCCGGAGCGAAGAAAUGCAAUUGUCUCAGAUGUUUCUGCACACAGACAUAGCCUACAUGUGCAUAUCAGAGUUAGGGGAGUUGGGACUGGUGCAAUUUCGAGAUACCGUCCCAGGUACCAACGCCUUCCAGAGAAAAUUUGUAAAUGAAGUUCGAAGAUGUGAUGAAAUGGAGCGAAAACUGAGUAAUUUUUACGCUAAAUCGGCGCAUUUACUUAGGAUUCCUGGAGAAGGAGAUCGAAAAAGAUAAAUUUCCCAUAUUGGACACUGGCGAAAAUCCUGAAGCUCCGGCCCCACGUGAAAUUAUCGACUUAGAAAGUAUUUUUGAGAAAUUAGAGAACGAACUAAAAGAAGUGAACUCAAGCGCAGAAAAACUAAAGAAGACGUACCUGGAAUUGUCUGAACUGAAGCAGAUUUUGCGCAAAACGCAGACAUUUUUUGACGAAGUAAGUUUUUAUUUUUUCGUACGAGUUAAUGUGUCGCCUUCAAACUGAUUUAAAACGUACAUUCGAUAAGUUUGAUGUUGCAUUAUAGUUCGGUGAUGUGUUUUAGUAAAUACGUUGAGUUAUGGUCUAUCAGGCUCGAUGAACAUAAAAUAUUAUGGUUAACAUAAGUGAUGGUGGUAUAAUCCACUCAUAUUUAUACGACUAAGAAUAAUUUCAAGUUUUAUCUAAACAUAGUAUUGUCAGAUUAACCUCUAUUUCUCCCCGGCCUGGGGGUUUGAUGAGUUUACGCGUAAUACUCAUAUCAUUUGCUAGUCCUACUUCAUUGUGGGUAACAGAUUGAACUAACCAACUGGUUAUUCAUCACCUAUCGAUUAAAUAUGAGCUUUUUUCGGCAUUUAUGAUCAUAAGUUUAGUUACUAGGGUAGACCUGUCCUACUUCCAUUGAUCAAAGUGUUAGUUCUCAUGCAUUUGUCCAUACAGUACAGAUAUCUGAAAAUUAGGAAUGUUUAGACUUUCUUUUGAUCCGUAACUCGUUCAUCACAGUUUUUUGAAGUGUAUUGUGGGGAGUUCUCUAUCACUUCACUAGUUGCUUUCCUAACUUAUUGUGCUAGUUUUUAAGUUUUCGAAUGGCUCACCUUUCUGUUUUCCAUUCGUUAUUGGUGACAAACUAUGGUAAUCGGUUUUAUCAGCUUUAUUUCCGAUUAGCUAAUAAGAUAGUCUAUUUAGCACAUUAAAUCAGCUUGCAAACAGCGAUUUGUAAUGGUAAUGGUAAAUCAGUUUACAAGGGAAGCUGAAUGUUCAUUUUGCCAAAGUAGAAAAACGUAACAAGUGAUGAAAGUACUAGAAUUUCACACGGUUGGCUGCAGAAUCCAGUUGCAUUUCAGUUGUCUAAGUAGUCUCUGGCAAUCUAUAGUACACAUUGUUGUGGCUUAUUUCUUUUCAUUCAGUUAACUAGAAUUUACUAAGUCAGAAAGCCUGACUGCUCAUUAUCAAUGAAAACUUGAUUGGUAUACUUCAAGUUACACAGUUGUCGAUAGCUGUUAUCGGGAUAUAGAUUGGAUUAAAGCACAUCCUGUAUAGUACUGUGGUGGGGCAUGCUGGUUGGUUUUUUCCUAACUAACCAGUGCUAGCGGAGACUCGGAGAAGACUCUAGAAUCUUAUGCAAAAAUCUCAAAUAUACUAACGCUUUUCUUGUCGUGAUUCCUACUUCCAUCCAACUUCUUUAUUUGGAGUUUAAUUACGUUCCUGUUCAACCACGCUCGGAUUUGGGGACUUUUCAAGUAGUAUCUGAGAAUAUUUAGCAAUAAGAGUGACUGAGUCGAAAUAAGAGAAGUUAUGACGGUAGUUAUGCAGGUUUUGGGUCGAACUCUGUAUAGGACGUAAACGUUCAACUACAGUGUCCUUAAGCUAUACCUGCCAUGAUGACAAUCUAGCCAUUGCUCGUUUAUAACUGAAGAAAGUAGGCAAUAUCUGUUCAAGGUUGUAAUGGUUAAGAAUAUGUCAGGCCUGAGUUUAGCAUAGACUACCAAUUAUUGUUUCAAACUAAAACCGUGUGGUUUUCUUAAUUGUCACACAGUUGAUCAUCCUUGCGGCGUUGUUGAGCGUGACUAAAUUGUUAUGGUUAGCAUUCACACUCAGGCGUAGGCUGCCUUAGACAUCGGCAAGUUGUCCGUUGCUCUUUUCCUUGUAUUGCAUGUGGUUAUACCUAAUUGCCUCAGCCGUUGUCUGGUCCUUUUGUCGGUUUGUCCGACUUCGGUGUUGUACUGCUGUGAAUAAAUUAGUGCCAAGAUUUACCGAUUGAACGUCUGACCAUACCUUCCAAUGAUUUGCCCCUUCGUCGACUAAACCGCGAACAGGCUCUGCACGAUCCUGCAAUGUCAGAAGAAAAUGUUGGACUCCUUGGCGGUGAAGCAAUGGGUGCUGCUGGCACUGCUGGUGGAUUACGACUGGGGUUUCUUGCUGGGAUUAUCCUUCGUGAACGGUUACCAGCUUUUGAGCGUAUGCUGUGGCGGGUGUGUCGAGGAAAUGUUUUCCUUAAGCAAGCAGAAGUUGAUGACCCAUUAGAAGAUCUAACAACGGGCAUGCCAGUCCACAAAUCCGUAUUCUUGGUAUUCUUUCAGGGUGAUCAGCUUCGAACUCGUGUUAAAAAGAUAUGCGACGGAUUCCAUGCAACCCUAUAUCCUUGCCCAGAUUCACAAGCCGAUCGACGUAAUAUGGCCAUUGAAGUGAUGGGUCAGAUCCAAGAUUUAGAAACAGUGCUAACGCAAACUAGGCAGCAUCGUCAACGUAUUUUAGAAACGGCCGCUAAAAAUUUACGUACCUGGUUUAUAAGGGUUAGGAAAAUCAAAGCUAUCUAUCAUACUUUAAAUUUGUUCAACCUUGAUGUAACUACGAAAUGUAUGGUUGGGGAAUGCUGGUGUGCAGUGAAUGACGUGGACAAAAUUAAUUUAGCUCUACGUCGUGGUAUGGAACGCAGCAAUAGUACUCUGCAACCGAUUUUAAAUGGAAUAGUAACUACGGAAAAUCCUCCGACAUACCAUCGAACAAAUAAAUUCACCUAUGCUUUUCAAAGCAUCAUUGAUGCUUACGGAGUCGCACGUUAUCGAGAAGUCAAUCCAGCUCUGUUCACGGUUAUCACAUUCCCAUUCCUGUUUGCUGUAAUGUUUGGAGAUGCUGGUCAUGGAUUGCUUAUGUUUCUUUUCGCUUUGUGGAUGGUUGUAUGUGAGCGAAAAUUAAGCGCUAAUAAGUCCGGAGGUGAGAUUUGGAAUAUAUUUUUCAAUGGUCGUUAUAUUAUACUUCUUAUGGGUUUGUUUUCAAUUUAUACUGGAUUGAUAUACAACGACAUAUUCUCUCUAUCUGCCAACAUUUUCGGGUCCUCAUGGUAUCCAACUUAUGAUAAUAGUGCUUUAUCAAAGGAAGUUAGACUCCAGUUAGAACCUCGAACAAGCGUUAAUGUGUCGGACCGAAUGUAUGCUGGAUAUCCUUAUCCUUUUGGUUUAGAUCCUGUAUGGCAAUUAUCUGGUAAUAAAAUCAUGUUGACAAAUUCGAUCAAGAUGAAGAUGUCUGUCGUACUGGGAGUAUUACACAUGCUAUUGGGCAUUAGUUUAGGUGCUUUCAAUUACAGAAAUAAUAAAGAUAACUUAUCGAUUUGGUGCUUACUGCUUCCUCAAAUCCUUUUCCUGUCAUGCAUCUUCCUCUAUUUGGUGAUAUUAAUCUUUUUCAAAUGGGUUGCGUAUACGGCGGAAACGGCAUCCUCUGCACCAAGUCUUCUUAUCGGAUUGAUCAAUAUGAUCCGUUUCAGUUAUUCGGAUGAAAUUCCUCCUUUGUAUUCUGGACAGAAAGCUGUUCAAAGUAUAUUGAUGGUUAUUGCAGUUAUAUGUGUUCCUUGGAUGUUGUUGUCUAAACCCUUAAUUUUGUAUAUGCGUCAUCGUGCCAUCAUGAAGAAUAGACAUUAUGUGGAUCCUGAUGCAAGUGUGCAUGUGGUCAUUGGUGGUGUAACAAAUCCAAAUAUGGAUGAUAGUUUCAUUGGUGAUAAUAAUGGUAUUAUGUACAGUGACAUGUCUCCACUACAUAGAUCGUCAUCUGAAAAACGUUCUAAGGUUUCAUUAAUUAGUCAAACAGAUUCACCAAGUAGUCAUGAUGUUCAUAAGUUUGAUUUCGGAGAUAUAAUGGUUCAUCAAAGCAUUCACACGAUUGAGUUUUGCUUAGGUUGCAUUUCCAACACAGCUUCUUACCUUCGGCUAUGGGCUUUGAGUUUAGCACAUGCGCAAUUAUCGGAAGUCCUUUGGAGUAUGGUUAUGAGAAUGGGUUUACGUAUAUCUGGUCUAUAUGGCGGUGUUGUGUUAGCAUUUAUUUUCGCAUUCUGGGCUGUGCUAACCGUUAGUAUUCUUUUGUGCAUGGAAGGAUUAUCUGCUUUUCUCCAUACACUUCGUCUCCACUGGGUGGAAUUUCAAAAUAAAUUCUACAGUGGUGAUGGUUAUCCUUUCGUUCCAUUCUCCUUCGAACAUUCCAGCAGUGUAGUCGACAAUUAAAAUUAGACUUUAUUAUUUUGCUAUGUUGUGUGUGUUCACUUAAAUUUAUCUUCAUAAAUGUUGUGAUUAUUCUUUUAAACUGCUAUAAUCAUUUCAUCUACUGGACAGUCCAGGUAAUUUAAUACUUAUUACUUAUUUAUUUAACCCUUAAGUCAUCAUCUACUUAACCGAUUUUAUUAUCCUUGAUCAUUAUACAUUGACUGGGUUCGUUUCAUAUUUAUUAAUUUUUAUGUUGUUAGAUCUACUAAUAAAGCUGUUCAAAUCCACUUUCACAUUUUAAGAUAUUGCUUUAUCACUGAG